Messenger RNA from Tetrahymena thermophila SB210, 330 nucleotides. RefSeq lists its product as hypothetical. The record is from RefSeq and is a predicted model, not a curated record. The transcript has a single exon. NCBI's taxonomy places the organism in Eukaryota, Ciliophora, Oligohymenophorea, Hymenostomatida, Tetrahymenidae.
AUGAACGCUUUGAUUUUCAGAAAUACAAAUUUUCUUUUUAAUUGGAUUUCCCAAUCAUCCUCAAUGUUAGGAUUAUUAGGUAUUAGAAAAAAUAUGAGCUUUUAGCUAUAAGAAGAAACUGCUGAGGACAAAACAUAAAAAAAACUUAAUGAAUUAUUGUAAGGUGCAUUUGAUUUCACAAAUAGAAAUGCAAGACCUCCCAAAAAAGCAAACCACGGAGCUAGACCUUGCUCUUCAGUUAUGAGAAGAUUAAAAAAGAAGUAUUUUUAUAGAAGAACCAAAGAAGCUAUGACUCCUGAAAUGGAACCUAAAAAGAAGUUUGAGCUUUGA